Messenger RNA from Salvelinus sp. IW2-2015, 2129 nucleotides. NCBI's taxonomy places the organism in Eukaryota, Metazoa, Chordata, Actinopteri, Salmoniformes, Salmonidae. The record is from RefSeq and is a predicted model, not a curated record.
AGUCCCGUCACAUAUUGUCAGUUAUAAAAAAAUAAAAAAACAUAUUUGGUACUGUCUUUGGUCGAGUUGUGGUGACACACGUGUUGCGGCCAAAGUUUCAGCUUCUGCAAGUAGCUAGCUGCGCCGAAAUGGCAGGAGGUGUGAGGAAAAAGUCGUCCCCUGGUCCACGGUCUAGAGUGUGGGCGCCACUUCGUACACUAUGGCAGGAGAAACAUUUGAUCGUAUUCAAGGCAGAGUACACAAUACUAGUCGCCUCUGUUCUGUGGUUCCUGGAGAUCGGAAUAAACAUAUGGGUCAUCCAAAAAGUAGCAUACACAGAGAUUGACUGGAAGGCGUAUAUGGAUGAGGUAGAGGGAGUCAUCAACGGCACCUACGACUACACCCAGCUCAAAGGAGGCACAGGCCCUCUKGUAUACCCAGCAGGAUUUGUGUACACCUUCACAGCGCUGUAUUACAUCACCAACCACGGGGUGAAUAUUCGCCUGGCCCAGUACCUGUUUGCUGUUUUCUACCUGCUCACCCUGCUGCUCGUCUUCAGGAUCUACCACCGCACCAAGAAGGUUCCUCCCUACGUAUUCUUUUUUGUGUGCUGUGCCUCCUACCGGAUCCACUCCAUCUUCGUCCUGCGUCUUUUCAACGACCCUGUAGCCAUGAUGAUGUUGUUCGGGGCUGUCAAUCUGUUCCUGGACGGCCGCUGGACUCUGGGCUGUGGCCUCUACAGUUUAGCAGUGUCUGUGAAGAUGAACGUGCUCCUGUUUGCCCCGGGCCUCCUCUUCCUCCUGCUGUCUGAGUUUGGCCUGAUGAGGGCCAUACCCAAGCUCUCUCUCUGUGCUGCCAUCCAGAUAUUGUUGGGCCUACCCUUCCUGAUGGAGAAUCCCAUUGGCUAUAUGACCCGGGCCUUUGACUUGGGUCGUCAYUUUAUGUUCAAGUGGACAGUGAACUGGCGCUUCCUGCCUGAGUGGCUUUUCCUAAGUCGCUACUUCCAUCUGGUGCUCCUGGCUGCCCACCUGCUAGCCCUGCUACUGUUUGCCCUGCGCCGCUGGAAGAGGCCUGGAGAGAGCAUCAUGGAACUGCUGAAGGAGCCAGGCAAGCGAGUCAUCCCUGCCCAGAAACUCACCUCAGAUCAGAUGGUGCUGAUCCUCUUCACGUCUAACUUCAUCGGCAUGUGCUUCAGCCGCUCGCUGCACUACCAGUUCUACGUCUGGUACUUCCACACCCUGCCUUUCCUUCUCUGGAGCGGAGAAGUCAAGAAGCUGGCUCACCUACUCAGGGUUUUGAUCCUCGGCCUGGUGGAGCUGUCGUGGAACACCUACCCUUCUACUACACACAGUUCAGCAGCCCUCCAUGUCUGUCAUCUCAUCAUGCUGCUCUCCCUGUGGUUCGCCCCCGGGGUAGAGGAGAAGACCAAGAGCAAGUGAGCUUUUCCCCUAGGAGACCCUCCCGUCGUGGGGGUCUGGUCGACCAUCUCCACCCUGCUCUCACCCCAGGCUGGUUAUCACCCUUCACCCUGUCUUGCCCAUCUCGCUGUAGCUCUGUGCUAAUGUAUAGCGUAACGUACAGGUGGGAGAAGGUACAGCGUGAGACUGCAUGUGGAAGGCACAUGCAGGUUCGUGGGGUGGGAGAAGGACCGAAAACAAUUAGGAUUCUCAGGUUAAAGAAUUAAAUCUAAUUUAGGUCUAGGUCUAAUCUAGUGUGGGAGUCUCGUGAGGAGAAAUGCUGAAUGCUUUGCUGUGUUGUCGAUAAGACAUCUUAAGUAAGGGUCUCUUACUUCCAGUAUGUAUUUUUUAUGGAGAAACUGCCAUUAGCCCAUGAUUUGUCCUGUUAAGUAUUAUCACUGGUCUUGGUGAUAGUAGAGAAUAGUCAAACUGUUAGUACAGUAGUUCCUCAUCCUGGCAAUCAGCUGGUCUGAACUUCUGUUACUGGACUAUUUGUUGAUGUAAAUAUUCGCUGUAGCUCAGUUGGUAGAGCAUGGCGCUUGCAAUGCCAGGAUAGUGGGUUCGAUUCCAGUGACCACCCAUGUGUAAUUUUUUAUUUWAUUUUUUWAAUGUGUGCAUGACUCGGUUCUUUUGGAUGAAAGCAUCUGAUAAAUGGCAUAUUAUAUUAAAGAUGGUUUCCAUGUUUCUUUUAAA